Messenger RNA from Linum trigynum, 3871 nucleotides. The record is from the annotation of a GenBank genome assembly. Lineage: Eukaryota; Viridiplantae; Streptophyta; Magnoliopsida; Malpighiales; Linaceae.
GUAGAAUUAGUGCUGUUAGAAUACGUGAUGUGAUUAAGCUAGAUUUCCAUUUUAGAAUUAGUAAAUAGUCAACGAGCUUUUUUUUCUUCUUCCACCAAUGAAAUAAUAAACCCUAGUCAACAAAUUAUCUUGUACCACUAUUGAUGGAUAUUGGGCCAGUUGUAUAGCCCAUGAUAUGAUUUACAUAGUUGAGUACCAGUCAGUUAGCCCAUUAUUUCCGAAGUAAAAACGCCCGGCCCGGCCCGCUGGUGGUAUAUGGCGUGGUAUGAUGCUAAGGUUCAAUGAAUUAUGAUGCUAAGGUUCAAUUAAAUAUUAAAGAGGAAAUCGUCCAUUAAAAUUAAAAGGAAAAAGAUAAAAACCUUUCUAGGAGAGAGAGGGAUAUUAAUGUCUCAUGGUUACUAAUCAUAAGGUUACUGACCUGAUCCAUUUCCAAUGAAACUUGGGUAGGAAAUGAAUUAUGAUGCUAAGGUUCAAUUUUGGAUACCUAGGUGAGGUCCAUUGAUUUGUGUAUCGUUUUGGUCAUCAACUGUAACCUACUACCCAUGCUCCGUAAAAACAUAUGCCUUUUGCAUAUUCAAAAUUUGAUGGCUAAUGACUUCGACAACAUAAGUGAAUUGCUUAAUCCUAAUUCAACUAAUUGGUUCUUCAGUUACAUUACAUUUUACCAUAAGUAUUGUAUAUCAUCUCAUCUGGUUUCCUAUCAAUCAUUGAACCACUAUUAACCAGAAUAAACGGCUAAAUGAUGCAUGAAGUAAAAGCUAAUCAGCUACAUUCAGAGGCAAAAACCUCCCUGGGAAAGGAAGAACUGAUCAAACUAGUGGAUCACAAUAAAAGCUAUAUGCCUAUAUCCACCUAUGUCCCUCCAAGAGCAAAAAAAAAAAAAAAAAAAUUCUCUGGAAAAAGCAUUCGUCUGUCUUAAGUUUUAACCUCCCGUAACCAAGUCUCUCCAAGAGCUAAAAACCUUAGAAAAAACAACUGAGCUGCCGCACAGAUGCUCAGCAUAAACAAGGAGAAACAGAAUCAAGAAAGGCUCAAUGAUGCUACAGCACCUCGAACUAGAAAGGGAAGCAACUGUUAAGAAAAGGACAUCGAAAAGGACAAGGCAAUGUUUGUUCACCGUAAACAACGAGCCCCUCUAGAAAAGCCAUUGGUUGACCUCUUCUCAUGUCUCCUUCCUCGCAUACCUUCAUCCCACCCACCAUUUCUCUCUUUAUUCUCCAGCACUGAUUAGUUUAUAACUUGAUCUGAUGAAGACAACUGCAAACUCAGCUUUCAAGCUGAUGUCAAUUAGUUAUCAUCUCCAUUCAAGCUUUGUUUAUUGUUCCAGCCAGGCUCAUCACCUGCAACACUUAUACCUAACACCACCACUCACCAUCCUCUGACUUCUGCUGCUCCCCUCAAAGCCAUUAUUCCAUCUCAGUCAAUAAUUGAUUCUUCCAGCUUCUUGCAAUUUGGGUGUUCUCCAGUUUUUGGGUUUGAAUUUUGCUUCUUCCCAUAUGGGGAAGGAGACGAAGAGGAUAGUGGAUGAGUACGAGAUAGCAGAAGUCCUAGGCAGGGGAGGAUUCUCCGUGGUGAGGAGAGGCAUCAGGAGAACCUGCAGUAGUAAUGGAGAAAAAACAGGGGCAAGCCAUGUCGCCAUCAAAACCCUAAAGAGGCUUUUGACCCCUUCAGUUCCAGGGCCGGCGGCGGCAGCCCUCCCGCCGUGGAAGCACCAGGCUUCGGUUUCUGAUGCUCUGCUCACGAACGAGAUCCUGGUCAUGAGGAAAGUUGUGGAGAAAGUCUCCCCUCAUCCAAACGUGAUUGACCUUUACGAUGUGUACGAGGAUCAGAACGGGGUUCAUCUUGUUCUGGAGCUCUGCUCCGGUGGCGAGCUCUUUGAUCGGAUUGUGGGGAGGCACGACAGGUACUCGGAGCGGGAGGCGGCAACCGUUGUCAGGCAGAUUGCUGGAGGUUUGGAUGCGCUUCACAGUGCGAAUAUUGUGCACAGGGACUUGAAGCCUGAGAACUGCUUGUUCCUGAAUGAGAAGGAUGAUUCUGCGCUUAAGAUAAUGGAUUUUGGGUUGAGCUCUGUGGAGGAAUUCACUGAUCCUGUGGUUGGGUUGUUUGGUUCCAUUGAUUAUGUCUCGCCCGAGGCGCUCACCCAGGGGAAGAUCUCUUCCAAGAGUGAUAUGUGGUCUUUGGGAGUCAUCUUGUACAUUUUGCUGUCAGGGUAUCCGCCUUUCAUUGCGCAGUCAAACAGGCAGAAGCAGCAGAUGAUACUUGCGGGUGAUUUCCGUUUUGACGAGCGGAGUUGGAAGCAGAUCACAUCAUCUGCAAAGCAAUUGAUCACUGACCUUCUGCAAGUUGAUCCAAACAGAAGACCAAGUGCUCAAGAUGUUCUUAAUCAUCCAUGGGUGACAGGAGACUCAGCCAGAGAGGAACAAAUGGACCCGGAGAUAGUCACAAGGCUGAAGAGGUUCAAUGCACGAAGAAAGCUCCGCGCUGCAGCCAUAGCUAGUGUGUGGAGCAGCACAAUUUUCCUGAGGACCAAGAAGCUUAGAUCUCUGCUGGGAUCUCAUGAUCUUAGUGAGAGCGAGCUAGAGAACCUUAGAGCACAGUUCAAGAAACUAUGUGCGAAGGGUGACAAUGCAACUCUAUCAGAGUUUGAGGAGGUGCUCAAGGCAAUGAAGAUGUCGUCAUUAGUCCCUCUGGCGCCUCGAAUCUUCGAUAUGUUUGACAACAACCGAGAUGGGACGGUUGACAUGAGGGAGAUCCUCUGUGGGUUCUCAAGCCUGAAGAACUCCACAGGAGAUGAUGCCCUCCGUUUAUGCUUCCAGAUGUACGACACAGAUAGGUCUGGGAGCAUUACAAAGGAAGAAGUAGCCUCCAUGCUUCGUGCCUUGCCGGAGGAAUGCCUGCCAGCAGACAUUACAGAACCUGGGAAGUUGGACGAGAUAUUUGACAGGAUGGAUGCCAACAACGACGGCGAAGUGACUUUCGAAGAGUUUAAGGAUGCUAUGCAGGUCGACAGCUCUCUCCAGGAUGUUGUCCUCUCAUCUCUACGCCAAAAAUAGAAAGCUCCCAGCUUUUGGAAUGACAGAGAGUGCCCUAACCAGAACUUGAUAUCCAGCAACUUGCAUUAUGUUACCAAGGCACAUAAGGUUGCUGUGGAUGCAGGGUGUUUCAAAUGACUGGAAUAGAGGAAUAUGAGUCAUUCGCAUCAAUCUAAUCCGUUUGUAAUUUUUAGAUGUGGACUUACCUCAGCUGAUUGAGCAGCUUUAGUUACUAUAUUACUUCCUAAUUUCAUAUCAUAUACAAUUCAAUGUGAAAUCUACAUAUUUUGCUUUACCACAGUUUAAUUUUAAUACUUUGGCUUCUUAUAUUUGAAUUAUUUUCUUCUGAUUUUGACCAACCUUAUCAUAUUGUAUAAAAAAUAAAACUUGAGAGAUCAAGUGAUCUACGAUUCAAAAUAUAUAUAAUUGGUGAAAUUUACAUCAUUUGUUUUUUACACCUUUUUUGUUUCAAUACUUCCAAUUUAUAUAUUUCAAAAUUCAAGGAUUUUGACUCACAUUUACUAAAUUCAACCCACAAACACACCCAUAAUAAAUUAUUUGAUAAUACACAGUUCAACCCAUAUAACUAAUCUAUAAUGACCAGAACAACUAAUCUAUGUCACAAUGUUAGAAGAUCCAAACACUACAUUUUUUCCAUAUCCAAACACUUUUACUUUAGAAUGAUAAAAAUGACCAUUGACCAACAAUAAGAACCUAGUCCCAAAAGAACCAUCUGCGUUGGGCUUUAUCAUAAUGUGGCUCUUGCCCUGGCCCAGAUGGAUCCUAGACCAGCCUAGCCCACUGUAAUAAGAAUUGAGUAAGAAAGACCGGAAUAAGGA